AUGGGUAGGGAUAGGUUGCAAGUGCAAGGUGCUGAAUUGAGUAACAAAUAUCUAACAAUAUGUAGUUCCGGAAUCAAGUUUGAAUGGGAUUCUCUUGAGGGUAAAGUUCGUCCCACUAGCUUCUUUGCAAGCGUUGGUCAAGCAGGAUUUGGUUUUGGGAUGUCACCAAAUCCUCCAGCUGCCACUACUAGAGACAGUGGCACCAAACCAUCCUUGGUCAAUUCUUCAAUGAAAUAUGUUUUAAUGCCUGAAGCUGGUCUUCGAAGCACGGGUCUUGAAGGGUUAUUGAGUGGCGAGGCAGUUGAAGUUGAUGAGGAAGGCCAUGGAAUGAAGAAGGAAACCAAGGUGAAGGGGUUUAAAUUGAAAGUUAAGAUUGGGAAUCCAUCAUUGAGAAGGCUGAUGAGUGGGGCAAUUGCUGGUGCAGUGUCAAGGACAGCCGUGGCACCGUUGGAGACCAUAAGGACCCAUUUGAUGGUGGGAAGCUGUGGACACAGUUCACUUCAAGUGUUUCAAUCUAUUAUGGAGACCGAUGGAUGGAAGGGCCUGUUCAGAGGCAAUUUUGUGAACAUCAUCCGAGUUGCGCCAAGCAAGGCCAUUGAGUUAUUUGCGUAUGACACUGUCAAAAAGCAACUAUUUCCUAAACCUGGUGAACAGCCCAAGAUCCCAAUUCCUGCCUCAUUAAUUGCAGGCGCUGUUGCUGGUGUUAGCUCUACCCUAUGUACAUACCCUCUUGAACUACUCAAAACUCGUCUCACUGUCCAGAGAGGGGUGUACAAGAACUUACUAGAUGCAUUUGUGAGAAUUAUUGAAGAGGAAGGUCCCUCAGAACUGUACAGGGGCCUCACUCCUAGUCUAAUUGGUGUGAUCCCUUAUGCUGCAACAAACUAUUUUGCUUACGACACACUCAGAAAAGUCUACAAGAAAGCCUUCAAUAAGGAGGACAUAGGGAAUGUGAUGACUCUUCUAAUUGGAUCAGCUGCUGGUGCAUUUUCAAGCAGUGCAACAUUUCCACUUGAGGUGGCUCGUAAGCAUAUGCAAGCAGGGGCUCUAAAUGGAAGACAGUAUGGUAACAUGCUUCAUGCCCUAAUCAGUAUACUUCAAAAGGAAGGACCUGCAGGUCUUUACAGAGGUUUGGGACCAAGCUGCUUAAAAUUGGUUCCUGCUGCUGGCAUUUCUUUCAUGUGCUACGAAGCUUGCAAGAGGAUACUUGUUGAAAACGAACAAGAUUAG
Molecule: messenger RNA, 1230 nt
Organism: Sphenostylis stenocarpa
Lineage: Eukaryota; Viridiplantae; Streptophyta; Magnoliopsida; Fabales; Fabaceae
Source: the annotation of a GenBank genome assembly